Molecule: messenger RNA, 3783 nt
Organism: Rhineura floridana
Lineage: Eukaryota; Metazoa; Chordata; Lepidosauria; Squamata; Rhineuridae
Gene: IQCB1
Product: IQ motif containing B1
Exons: 15
Coding region: 421-2202 (593 amino acids)
Biological process (GO): cilium assembly
Cellular component (GO): cilium
Molecular function (GO): calmodulin binding
Source: RefSeq, a predicted model, not a curated record
GCGCUGUUGUUGCCAGUCCUAGAGCUCGAGCGAGGCUUCGCUUCGGGGCGGGGGGAAGGGAGAGGGAUGUGCUCUUCUGCAAAUCAGGACAGAGGGACGGUUGGCGGACGGCGCGCCGAUUAUCGUUACUGCCUCUCGCGCCGAGGAUCGCUCUCUUAUUAGGUAGAAGCCCUUAUGACGUCAGCCGUGAAGCGGGCCGUAGAAGUAAGAGAACCGCAUUAGUAAGAGAACCACAUUAGUCCUUCCGGUUGUGGAAGGAGGCGCUCGGAAAAGGGGACGGGUAAUACUGCGCCUUUACACGUCAUAUAGAGUGAUGGCUGCCAACUUGGACAACUGGAAUUAGACAAAUUCAUGGAGGAUCAGGCUAUCAAUGGUUACUAGUCGUGAUGGCUGUGCGCUGCUCCAGUUGACCUGUAAAAAAUGAAGCCAUUGUCCAUGAAUUCCACAAUAUUGUCCCUGGCUUCCCAAGUCACUGAAAGUCCUGAACAGGAUGUUCCUGUGUUACUGCUGAAGUUAAAAGAUGUUUUAAAUAGUGCACCACCUGGAAGUAAAGAAUUACAGAAAAUUAAACAAGACUUGUACUACUAUGAUCUGGUUCAAUACUGCCUAUUAGUCCUUAAGCAAGAUUAUACGAGAGUACUUGGAGGUUGGACUACUGCUGCCCAGAUAGCAGAGAUAUUAAGCCUGUGUUGUGUGGGCCUUGAAGUGAAAGAAGAACAUGAGGAGUUUUACAAUAAGCUACUUCCGUCUGCUGCAGACAACCUCCUCUUCUUGGGAAGGCGCCUGCAAGCACGAUUUGUCCGAGCGAUCAAGGAAGAAGAGAGAAAUGAAUUUUUACACUGUUUCAAAACAGUAAUUGAUGCCAUCUGCUGGCUGUGUGGUGGAUAUAUUCAGCUAACAGGAAAUGUGCUUCAGAAAGGACAUUUCCAGAGACUGAUGAUGACUGAUGAUGUUGAAACUUCAACGCUGAUGAUGUCAGUGUUGCAGAAUAUUUUAAGGACCAAUAGUGCUGUGUUACUUCAGGUUGAUGAAAAGACGCUGCACUGCAUUUUAGAUGAACUUAUUUACAAGCUUUCAUCUUCUGUCAAUCCUGUCAUUGGAGAUGCAGCUAUAAAGCUGCUACUGUUGAUCACAGAAUCUGAUGCCCAGCUUGUGACAACAUUGGCUACGCGCUACAAAGGACUACAACAUCUUCUAAGCAAGCAAUGGGCUGGCAAAGGAUUUGACAGGAACCUCAAUCAGUGUUUGGACUUGCUGUACUCAGAAAACUACAAGGCUGGCAAAACACAGAGACUACAUGAAGCAGCUUGUUUAAUCCAGGCGAUAUGGAGAGGAUUUCAAACUCGAAAAAGAUUAAAGCAUCUUCCAAAAGCUGUAACUAUCUUGCAGAGAAAUUUCAGAGCCAAAAGAGAACAGGAGUUGCAAGAUUUAAAAAGGCAGAAAGAAGAAGAGGAGCUUCGGCGACAAUUGCAACUUCAGAGAAAGAGAUCCAUGAGGCUGUUUCAUGAACGACAACUUGCACUACUGGAGAUAGUCCAUGCAGGUCAGGUACAUAAGCAUAUACAUGAAAUGGAGGAGAAGUCAGCCCUAAUUAUCCAAAAAUACUGGAGAGCAUUUAGGACAAGGAGAAAUUUUCAUCAACAGAAGAAAUCUCUUCAGCAAUAUAAGGCAGCUGUCCUCAUUCAGAGAGCGGUGCUUAAAUUCUUGGAAAAGCAAAGGAAAAGAAGGGCCUAUUCUCUCUGGAAACAGCCUAAGCCCCUCUCUGAUGAACAGAGGCUAUCAUUGCAACAAAAAGUGAAUGACUAUAUCAAACUGCAUCCGGCUUCCGAGAUGUCAGAAGAAAUGAGCAGGAAACUUCAUCAUCAAGCUCAGCAAAAGCUGGCCCAGUAUUUGUUGAAAAGAAGCCAGGAUCACAAAGCAGAGCAGCACAGAGAGGCUUUGCUAGCCCAAGUCCACACAGAUGUGGAGCAGCUAAUGAGUGCUCCAAGUUUAAAAGAAUCCAGCAUGAAAGAUCUGAAUGUCUUUAUGAGUAGAUCAGUUCCUGUGGUAGCAAAAGCCAAGCAAUGCCACAACUUCAUGUUGAAGUACAUGCAGUGGCCAUGGUGGAAGAAGCUUGAAGAAGACUUCUUAGAUGAAGAUGCUGCCUCAGAAGAUCUGAGUGCUGAAGUUGGAACUUUGUUCAUUGGGGGGAGCAAAGCAUAAUUGUGGGGGGGAAAUUAGCUUAACUUUUAUGUAUGGACAUCACAGGAGAGAAGAACAUAUUCCAAGAGGCUCUAGCAAGCAGUUCCUCCAAUGCUAUCCAAAUGUUUAAUUUAAUUUUUUAGAAGACUUUUUAAUAAAAUGGGUUUGUACUUGUAUACAAAAAUUAUAUAGCUGUUAGCCAGCUCCUACUUUACAGGUGUUGAACUCUGUAACCAUAGAAAGUCUAAAUUCUGAUAAAAUUAUCAUUUUAAAUAUUGUUAAAGCUCAGUUGAAUUUUUUUUGAAGUAGGAUUCUGAAUUUAAUAUUGUGGGAGUCAGGAUUGGAUGUUGAUGAUAAAGAAGGAAUGAAGUGCAGUGUAGCUUUGUGUAUGUAUAUGGUGGAGAAUAGAGGUACGGGAUGGUACAGGGAACAGCAGCGCAAGAACCUUCAGUCUCCUGGUGACUUACAGCAGUGAUGGAAAACCUUUUUCAGCUUGAAGGCUGCAUUCUCUUCUAGGCAACCUUCCAAGAGCCACAGCAGUGGUGGGUGGGGCCACAGGCAAAUGUAAAAUUUGCCUUUGUAUCGUGGGCUAGCUGCUACACUCACCCCUGUCUACCCUUUAUAUAGAAAAGCAAAAGCCAUCGUUGGAGUUCAAGGGCCCAUUCCAGCCAGGCAAAAACACUCAGGUGCAAAACAGGGCCAGUGAGGGGUGUGGCCUGCUGAGGAUGCCAAGAGCCUUGGAGGCCCACAUUUGGCCCCGGCCCUCAGGUUCUCCAUCCCUGACUUAAAGCAGAAUGGGUUUGGGGUGAUGCUGUAGGUCUUUUGAAUAGCCCAUCUGCACACAUGGUUUUCCUUUUUCUUUUUUUUAGAUGUGGUGAAAAAUGUUAAUUUUUGUUGUUGUAGUGAACUAGGAGCACUGACUGAAACAGGAUUAAAUAGUUCAAGUAACUUAUGGAGUGAAACCUGAUAAGCUCCUGACUGUGAAUACCUUCUGAAUUACACACAUAGAUUAUGGGUUGUAGUAUGACCAGAAGUCAUACUCAAUCAGAUUUUGUUCUCAAUCAGAACAAAAAUACAAUAAUUUUGAUUUGGCUGGCCAGGUUGAAGUACCAGGCAUUGUCCACAUCCUAAGCUGAACUGAACCAGCUUCAUGGUCCUUGUAUUAAUUAACAAAGUCCUGAACAACUUAGGUCCAGGGUAUCUUAGAGACUGCCUGAACGCUUAUAUCCUCAGCUCUAUCACCGAGAUCAUUUGCAGGAGUGGCUCUGAUUGUCCCCUGAGUUGGUGAGGCUCAUUUAACAUCAACAUGAAAUCAAGCCUUCAGUGUCAUUGGCCCAGUUCUCUGGAAUGCUCUACCAACAGAUUCAGCAGGCACCUUCUGUUUUAACUUUUAAGUGCCUGCUGAAAACCUUUCUAUUCCUCCAGGCUUAUGUAGGCAAUUAAGAGGAUGCUUCUUUCGCAACAGUUGACUUUUGAUUUUAUUGUACUUUUAUGUUCUGUAUUCUGUAGUGAUGGUUUUUAAUGUGUUGUAAACCACUUUGAUGUUUUUAACGAAAUAGCAGUAUACAAAUAUUUUUAUAAAUAAAUAAGCUAUGUCCCUUU